UCGACCCUUCCAACGCUUUCUCAUCGAAGAACUCAUUAAACUAUUUGGCCGUCGAUUUGCCAUCAAAUGUGCGGACUCUGUAUAACAAGUCUAAAGCCAGGGAUGUUAUUAAGCUACCGGUGCCCACACCCAAUGAAGCAGAAACUAGAGUAUCUUUAGAUCAAUGUAUGGCUCUCUUUACGGCGGCCGAGCAUUUGAGUGGUGAUAACCUGUGGUCUUGUCCCAAAUGCCGGUGCCAUCGGUCGGCCGUCAAAAAGUUCGACAUAUGGUCACUCCCGGAUGUACUCAUAAUACAGUUAAUGCGGUUCUCAUAUCGCGGUGGAUAUCGUGAAAAACUGGACGUUCCGAUCGACUACCCCAUCCGUUCCCUCGAUAUGAGUCAAUAUAUGACACAUAAUGACGGCUCAAACAUCUAUGACUUGAUCGCAGUGUCCGAUCAUUUCAGCGAACGACUUGAGACGGGCUGUUAUACAGCUUACGCACGAGACUAUCGCACAGGUAGUUGGCAUCACUAUAAAGACAGGGAAGUGAGUGAAGCCUCGGAGCAAGAUGUAGUGUCCGGCAGCGCGUAUGUUCUUUUUUAUAAGCGCCGGUAGUAUUUGUCUAUAUAUUUGUCGAUUUUAUUUACCAGUUAUUCUGUGACUUUGUUAUAACUAUUUUAU
Messenger RNA from Oppiella nova, 662 nucleotides. Lineage: Eukaryota; Metazoa; Arthropoda; Arachnida; Sarcoptiformes; Oppiidae. The record is from the annotation of a GenBank genome assembly.